AGAAAAGCGCUCCGUAUGUUGAUAGAAGAUGGAGUGUGUGAAUAAAGCGGGUCAGCUCAUGAGUUUAGCGGCUCUACAGCAGCAUGAUCCCUACAUAGUGAAGUUGCUGGAUGUGACCGGACAGGUCGCGCUUUACACCUUCAACCCCAAAGCCAACGAAUGGGAGAAGAAUGAGAUUGAAGGCACAUUAUUCGUUUAUGCCAGGUCGGCAUCACCACAUCAUGGCUUCACAAUUAUGAACCGUCUGAGUACAGAAAACUUGGUGGAGCCCAUUAAUAAAGACCUGGAGUUUCAGCUCCAGGAUCCUUUCCUGCUGUACAGGAACGGAAACUUGGGCAUCUACAGUAUCUGGUUCUAUGAUAAGGCCGACUGUCAGCGGAUCGCUCAGCUCAUGCUGCAAAUAGUGAAGCAGGAGUCGUUGCGAGUGCAGUGUGUGUCUCCAGACAGAAGUGUGAGCAUCAGGACCAAUGGCUGCGUUCAGAACAGACCCGCAGGCAUCCUGGAGCUGCUCAGCAAAGCCAAAGAGGAGUAUCAGAGGAGUCGGUCGACUGAGAGAGAUGUUCCGGUGAACUGUGAAUCACAGGAGAAGAGAGAGGACGUCACUGCAGCUCAGCAUGAGAAGUCCAGUCACUCAGUAGUGAAGCAGAUCACAGUGGAGGAGCUUUUCGGCAGCUCUUUACCCAAAGAUCCUCCUCCUUUGUCCUCGAUCUCAGCGGUGGGAGAGGGUCUGGGUCUGCGUGGGAUCCCAUUCAACCCUGCGCUGGCUCCGCGGCUGUCUUCUGACCCCGGGGGCCCGCCGCUGCUCAGUCUGCUCCAGCCCAGAGACCCUCGGACAUCAGCAGAGGAGACCAGCGCUCCUCGCGGCUCCACCAGCCCCUUUCCUCCAGCGUUCAUCAGUGCGGACGCUCAUGGGAUGCCUGUUUCUCUGCCCGGGUUCAUGCCCAGUCCUCUGGUCACUCCGCAGAGCUUCAGAGAUUCCGGCUGCAAAACCUCUGCUCCGUUCUCCGGGAAGACUGCAGCUUCAGCACCGGGUAAAGAAGUGAACGCCUUCACGCAGCCCCCGGCUCUGGUCAAACCCGUCCCAGCGGGGCCAGUUGUCCAGGGGGAGGAGUCUUCACUGCUGCUGUCUCCCAGUGUAUUCCAGCAUUCCGUCAACAAGGCGACAGAGGCAGGCAAAAGCUCCGCCUCCCCGACGUCCCCCACAGACCCGCCCACUGCGCUGUACAGCAGAACUCAGCUGCAGGACACACUCAUACACCUCAUCAAGAAUGACGCACAGUUUCUCAACACCAUCCACGAGACCUAUGUACAGAGCCUGUCUAAAGGCCUCAACAAUGUCAAGUUAUAGCCAUCAACUGCAUCUCCAUCAUCCAGCGAGAUCCAGCAUGACGCUCCGUGUACAUCGACUAACAACCCAUCCACACCAUAAGACUGCAGCAUUACUGAGGUUCACCAAUGAAAAUACUACAUAAUGAUUCUGCCAGCACAGUUAUGCCACAUUCAUUAAGGGACUUGUGCAAUAUAUGAAGCCCUUUUUUUGUAGAAUAGCUCUUCAUUUAUGACCUGGAUAGGAUUUAAUAUCCUGCUCUCAAUGGUGUAUUACUGUUAAAACAUCAGUAAUGCGUUGGAGAUCUGCUUGAGUUUAGAUAUUGAAGACGUCGAGAUUGUAGGAUGUGCACUUUUUUUUUCCCCUACAAGCUUCGCUAUUUAAUUUGGACUUAAAAUGAAUGUUUGAAAUGAAUUAAAGUGUUCGGAUAGUAAAUAAAAAAAUAUUUGAAGCAGGGUAACACCUUACCUUAAGGGGCGUUCAUAAGACUGUCAUAAGACUUUUAUAGUCAUGACAUAACACAUGGGAUUUCAUGCAUGCUUAUGACAACCGUUUUUAAGCGUCAUUCACUCAGUUAUGGCAUUUUAAAUGCAAAGAUGACACUGUUUGUUAUGAUAACUUGAGAUAAAUGCAUCAUAACCGGUCUUUGUCUUUAUGACAACUUUAAGACAACAAAACCCGUCAUAAAUCUGUCAUAAACAUGAUUGUCGUCAUAAUUUUUCUGGUCAUGUUUUUAGUGACACAAAUUGUAUUUGUAAUUUAAAUGUCUAAUUAAAAGUGUCAUAACCUGUUAUAAAGCAUUAUUAACAUGUAAAAACACUUUAAUGGCAAAUUCAGCUUGUUUUACUGUAGUUGAGUUUAAAAGAUGUAUAUUAAUGACACCGUUAUAAAAGUCAUGACAUAUUUAUAAUAGCUUCAUGACAAUCAUGUUUAUGACAGAUUUAUGACGAGUUAUGUUGUCUUGGUAAUGUCAAGUUGUCAUAAAGACAGAUGCAUUUAAGUCAAGCUUUCAUAACGCGCAAUGUCAUCUUUGCAUUUAAACUGACAUAACUAAGCGAAUGACACUUAAUAACAGCUGUUAUAAGCAUGCAUAAAGUCUCAUUCACUUUGAUGUGUCAUAUCAUGAUAACAAAGGUUUAAUGACAGUCUUAUGAACACCCCUUUAGUAAAGUGUUACCGAAAGCAGUCUAUUAAAUGUUGUGUUUUUUAAAAUCGCAGACAGAUGAAAAACUGUAAUGCUUUAUCUAAAGUCAGAUUCAUUAAAUUAGAGCGUUUAUAACACACUCUGAUGAUAGCUACAGUAGUCUGAGUAUUCAGCAAGAUCAAUUACAUUUCAUUUCAUCUUCAAAAGUGCAGUGAAAUGCUUUCUCUUUGCACUGUUGCACAUUAAUUGUGUUUUUAAAUUCGCAGACGUGUGUACUUGUGUUUACACUUACAAAAGGCCAUCAUGAUAAGGGAGUUUCAUAGUAUUUUUUUCUGCAGUUUGCUUUUGAUAGUAUGGAGAAUAGAGUCUGACCACUAAUGAGUUAUUUACUGACGUCACAUUAAUACGCUCUUCAAAUGAUUUAAUAAUGUCUAGUCUGUUGCAGCAGGAUCCUGUUACUGUCUUUUGAGUUCAUGUUCAAAUAAAUAAUAAUAGGCAUAAUUCA
Danio rerio (zebrafish) is the source of this 2976-nucleotide messenger RNA. It is a transcript of the gene dcp1a, whose product is annotated as decapping mRNA 1A. The record is from RefSeq and is marked provisional. NCBI's taxonomy places the organism in Eukaryota, Metazoa, Chordata, Actinopteri, Cypriniformes, Danionidae. Gene Ontology annotation, cellular component: nucleus; cytoplasm. Gene Ontology annotation, molecular function: enzyme activator activity; 5'-(N(7)-methylguanosine 5'-triphospho)-[mRNA] hydrolase activity. Gene Ontology annotation, biological process: deadenylation-dependent decapping of nuclear-transcribed mRNA.